Messenger RNA from Cucumis melo (muskmelon), 557 nucleotides. RefSeq names its product basic blue protein-like. The record is from RefSeq and is a predicted model, not a curated record. Gene Ontology annotation, cellular component: plasma membrane. The coding region runs from base 57 to 446 and encodes 129 amino acids. NCBI's taxonomy places the organism in Eukaryota, Viridiplantae, Streptophyta, Magnoliopsida, Cucurbitales, Cucurbitaceae. Gene Ontology annotation, molecular function: electron transfer activity. The transcript has 2 exons.
AUUUCCACAACAAACAAUUAAUUGAACAACCUAUUGGAGAGAUAGAUAGAUAAGAAAUGGGUGAGGGAAGUAGAGGUUGUUCAAUGGUGGAGAAAGUGGUGUUUUGUUUGUUUUUGGUGCAACAAUUAAAGAUGGGUUAUGCAACCAUUUACAAUGUUGGAGACGAGCUUGGUUGGACCUUUAAUGUCUCCUCUUGGCCUAUUGGAAAGAACUUUCAUGCUGGAGACAUUCUUGCAUUCAACUACACCCCAUCAACACACAAUGUGGUAGAAGUUGACAAAGUGGGUUACAAUUGGUGUUUGAUUAAUCCAAUAGAAGCAACUGUUCAUCAUUCAGGAAAGGAUCAAAUGAAGCUUGUUGAGGGCAUGAAUUAUUAUAUCUGCAGCCUUCCUGGCCAUUGUCAAAUGGGAAUGAAACUUGCUAUUAAUGCUACUUCUUCAUCAUAAAAUAUAUCAUAUUAAUAAUCUUCAAAUGAGUUAUAUCUAUAUAUAUAUAAACAAAGAUACUUCAUAUAUUUAACUUAUACUUUAUAUCUAAGUUAUGAGUUUGAUGUGCCA